Dermacentor silvarum is the source of this 676-nucleotide messenger RNA. RefSeq lists its product as uncharacterized. Lineage: Eukaryota; Metazoa; Arthropoda; Arachnida; Ixodida; Ixodidae. The coding region runs from base 39 to 542 and encodes 167 amino acids. The record is from RefSeq and is a predicted model, not a curated record. The transcript has 5 exons.
CCCAAAAUCAGACAUAUACGACUACAGGAAGCAGCCCAAUGGGUGUUCUUCCACCACAUCGGUCGCGCAAGUUUACUUUCGUGUUUUUGAUUCUUCUUGUUCAUGGCGGAGACUGCAAUGCGACUUUUGAAGACCUGCUAACUGCUUUGAACACCAGUGAGAAAAUAUGGACCCAGCAACGAAGCUUUACAAGUGGUGCUGGCGCCUAUGUGCACAAGUGCAUCUACAAAUCGAAAUUGAGUCUCGAUACAUAUGAAUACAAGUUUUCCCAAUAUUACCGGUCUGGCGGCUACUACUACCAUAAUGACCUCUAUGCUGAACUAUUUAAACAUUUGGAAGGACGAGCGGGACCCGUCAUGCGUGUGAGCAUGUAUCCAGGAACACCUGCAGCAGAGUUCACACUUCGCUGCUGGGUUAAGGAGGAGCGUUGUGCUGUUUACACUAUGACACUCGUAGACAAGGCUGUUUGUGUAAUGGAUAUAUGGGAUGAAAAAAUAGGGGAAGAGUUUCCCAAAUGUUAUGCAGAAUAUUACAAACAUUGAAAGGAACAUUAUCCUGUCUAUGACUCUGACUGCAAGAAGUGACUUCAUACGUGGAAAGUACCAAGGGCAUCAGGAAGCGCAGUGCUCGGCAGAAAGGAAGUCAAUAAAAACAUAUAUGACGCUCUUAUUCGCAC